AUGUUUCGUUCACGUAGUUCUUCAAUUAUUGAUAUUAUUUCAUUACUUACACCUGUAUUCCCAGCCUCUUUAGAAGCCAUUAAAAGAGUUCGGAUUCAAAACCGAAGAGUCAAGUGGCGUAAAGAGUCAAAAUUACAGAAUGAUCAAAACACAUUACAGUACCAUCAUUUGGAAACUAUUGCGUCACAAAGUUCUACAGGACAUCAAGCACACGUUGAAAGUAACAACUUUAGAGAAUCACUGUAUGAAACCCAUUUGAACGAAACCAGUUAUGGUACUAUGAAUUUAAGACCGGAUUUAGAGGAGCAAGAAGAGCAGACCAAUAAAAGCGUGUAUUUAAAAAACUUUUAUGAGCCCAAAUACGAUGUGUAUCCAAUUUAUGUCAGAAAAAAAGUCCUAAUUACUGAACUAAUAGUUAGACAUCAUAGUUAAACCUUUAAAUUAAGAUUUUGUGACUCCUUAAUAAGACCAGAAGUAGUACCUUAUAUGUACUUUCAAAUAUCAAACAUGAAACAAUUUGUUUCUUUGCCAUCAAAAGCAUAAACAAUAUUUUAAAUAUGUACACUUUUUCCAUUUUAAUUUGCA
Messenger RNA from Adelges cooleyi (spruce gall adelgid), 585 nucleotides. RefSeq lists its product as uncharacterized. Bases 1 to 432 code for a protein of 143 amino acids. The record is from RefSeq and is a predicted model, not a curated record. The transcript is spliced from 3 exons. NCBI's taxonomy places the organism in Eukaryota, Metazoa, Arthropoda, Insecta, Hemiptera, Adelgidae.